Darwinula stevensoni is the source of this 366-nucleotide messenger RNA. NCBI's taxonomy places the organism in Eukaryota, Metazoa, Arthropoda, Ostracoda, Podocopida, Darwinulidae. The record is from the annotation of a GenBank genome assembly.
AUGCAACCUAUUCGUUUAGUGCUGCGAUUGGGAGAACAACCCUCGUUCAGGAAGUUCGGUGCCGAAUUCUACAGGGAGCCUCUGCCAGGUUGCAAGCAUCUGAAACAGUUCACGGACGAGUAUUGGGAAUGUCACAUUCGUCAGUUUACGUACCUUCAUUGGCACGAUGUCGGCACGUGCAAGAUGGGGCCUGCCAACGAUUCCGGAGCUGUGGUGGACCCAAAACUCAGGGUCUACCGAGUGCAAAGGUUGAGAGUGGCGGAUGCAUCCAUCAUGCCUGUCAUCACCUCGGGGCACACGAUGGCGGCCUGCAUCGUCAUCGGGGAAAGGGCUUCGGAUCUCAUCAAGGCAGCCCAUAAUCUGUGA